AUGUUGUUCGUUUGGAAGUCAUGUUGGUCGUCUCUUCACAAACGCAACUACUUGCCUGUGAAGUUGGGUUUCUCCAUUUUCUUGUUGGGUCUUGCUUUUAGACUUCUCUUCUCUCAAUCCUCCGGGUUCUCCGAGGUUUCAGAAGCCCCUUUUCUCGGGAAAAUAGUGAAGCCAAUAGCUCCACUCAAAGGAAAGUGUGAUCUUUUUUCUGGGGAUUGGAUCCCCAACCCGGCUGGUUCUGUUUACACUAAUGAGAGCUGCAAAUAUGUUUUCGACCACCAGAAUUGUAUGAAGAAUGGAAGGCCAGAUACAGGGUAUCUUUACUGGAGGUGGAACCCACGGCAUUGUGAGCUGCCUCAAAUCAAUCCAGAAAAAUUUCUUGAGAUGAUGAGGAAUAAAACAUGGGCGUUGAUUGGCGAUUCAAUAUCUCGAAACCAUGUCCAGUCAUUGCUUUGUGUCCUCUCAAAGAUGCCAUGCCACGAGGAGGUGGAACACGCUGUUGAAGUUUACGAUGACCAGGAAGGCAGAUCCAAAAGGUGGCACUUUUCUUCAUACAACUUCACUGUUUCAGUUAUUUGGUCCCCUUUUCUAGCUGAAGCUGCCAUUUUUGAAGACAUCAACGGUGUUUCAACACAUGAAGUUGAGCUGCAAAUUGACAAACUUGAUACGAAAUGGAGUGAACAAUAUCAGGGAUUCAAUUACAUUAUGUUCUCUAGCGGUAAAUGGUUUUUUAAAAGUACGAUCUACUAUAAGAACAACAAAAUACUGGGCUGCCAUUACUGUCCGGGAAAGAACCUGACAGAGCUUGGUUUUGAUUUUGCUUAUCGCAAAGUCCUCAGGGAUUUUUUCAACUUCAUUGUGACCUCCAAUCACAAGGGGAUGAUCUUUUAUAGGACCUCAACGCCAGAUCACUUUGAGAAUGGGAGCUGGUUUGACGGAGGGAAUUGUAAAAGGACAGAACCAGUAAAGGAAGGAGUGCUUGAGUUAAAUGAGAUGGUCAAAAUUAUUCGUGACAUCGAAUUAACUGCAUUUGAGGAGGCAGCAGCUAAAGCCUCUGAAACAGGGGUGAAUCUUAGACUUUUUGAUGUAAACCCUCUUUCAUUAUUGAGGCCUGAUGGACACCCUGGUGCAUAUCGACACUUCCACCCAUUUGCAAAGGAUAAGAAUGCAAAAAUUGUUAAUGACUGUCUGCAUUGGUGUUUGCCUGGUCCGAUAGAUUCCUGGAACGAUUUGCUCAUGGAAAUGGUGGUGAAUGGUAAGGAUGAUUAG
Molecule: messenger RNA, 1269 nt
Organism: Ilex paraguariensis (yerba mate)
Lineage: Eukaryota; Viridiplantae; Streptophyta; Magnoliopsida; Aquifoliales; Aquifoliaceae
Source: the annotation of a GenBank genome assembly